This is a messenger RNA of Podarcis raffonei (Aeolian wall lizard), 1398 nucleotides long. RefSeq names its product cholecystokinin (gene CCK). Gene Ontology annotation, biological process: digestion. Gene Ontology annotation, molecular function: neuropeptide hormone activity. The transcript has 3 exons. Bases 209 to 586 code for a protein of 125 amino acids. Gene Ontology annotation, cellular component: axon; extracellular region. The record is from RefSeq and is a predicted model, not a curated record. Lineage: Eukaryota; Metazoa; Chordata; Lepidosauria; Squamata; Lacertidae.
ACUUCUCCCACCCCCAACCCUAAUACAAGUGCCUUUCCUCCACCCAUACAUUGGAGGGUGUGGUGCUCCCAUCCUUGCGUCAGAGCUGUGCAAACAGAUGACACUGAACCAGACUAUUUAAGGGGCAGCAUUGAAGGGCUCAGCUACAACCUCGAGCCUGCCUCUGUUCUCUUGUGCACAGCUGCAACCUGCACCUCAUUUAGAAGCUAUGUACAGUGGGGUCUGCAUCUGCCUGCUCCUGGCUGCGCUGUCCACAAGCUCCUUGGGGCAGCAGACUUCAGGGUCCCACAAUGCCAAUCCUGUGGCUACCGAUCUCGAGAAGAGCUUGCUGGAAGCCUACCGGCAUGUCCGUACUCCUGGCUCUGGGAAAUCUAUCCAGCAGCUGGACGGCAACGUUGACCCAAAGGCUAACCUGGGAGCUCUGCUGGCCAAAUAUCUCCAGCAAGCCCGGAGAGGUGCUUCUGGAAAGGUCUCUGUGAUGGGAUUGCAGAGUUUUGACCCGACGCACAGAAUAAGAGACAGAGACUACAUGGGAUGGAUGGAUUUUGGACGCCGGAGUGCUGAAGAAUAUGAGUACUCUUCUUAGAGAGUUUCAAACUAUGCUUAAAAGAAAUGAAAAUCAAGUCCCAUUUCUGUACAGGGUGGGGGGGAAAUUAUCAUCCUUUUCGAAUCAGUGUUUUAAAAGAAAACAUAUGUAUUUGAUGUAAAUUUGUCUGUAAAACUAUACAAUGCAAUAUAUAUUAUAUAAACAUAUGCAGAAUUUUCCAGAAAAAAAAUACUAUCUUUCUCCUAUAGUUUCUUACCACUCGGUUGUAGACAUAUUAAAAAGUAUUUCAUUCAUCCCUCUGUCGUCUGAUCGCCAGAAUUGUUGAUGUGUGUCACAAUCACUGCAGAAGGAAAAUACCCUCACAUCUUUCAUACACUGUUAAUCUGAACAACUUCCAAAGGAGCACGUUAUAUAUACCAAAAAAAUUGCUACGGGCGUUAAGAGGCAAUCUGUCCAGAUAUCAACAUGAAAAGCUUUAUUCAAUGGUUAUGAGAAUCCAUUUCAAAUUUAAUUCUGAUAAAUCUCUGGUGAAUAGAAUGAGUGUCUCAGCAGCAGCUAAGCAUUUUCAACUUUAGGUUCUAUGCCCAAUUUUCAAUGCAAAGGUGAUACUGAUGUUAAAUUUUGGUGUGGAAAUCUUGGAUUUGACGUAUCUUACUAAAAUAGCUGCUUUUUGCAUAUGGUUUCAGGGGGUUCAAAGUCUACCCCCAUUUUAUUUAAUUAGAGCAGCGUUGGACAUGGAACUGAUUUCUGAUUUAACAUAUGUGAGGAUGGUUCGGUUAUUUUCUUUUGUGAAGUGAAUGUGAACAUUCUGCUACAGUGAUUAAUCCUGGAAUAAACAAAACAUUCCUUGC